Molecule: messenger RNA, 1181 nt
Organism: Laetiporus sulphureus 93-53
Lineage: Eukaryota; Fungi; Basidiomycota; Agaricomycetes; Polyporales; Laetiporaceae
Exons: 5
Coding region: 97-981 (294 amino acids)
Biological process (GO): chromatin remodeling
Cellular component (GO): Ino80 complex
Source: RefSeq, a predicted model, not a curated record
UGUGGAUGACAAGGACGUCGAGGUCGAAGAAGACGACUUGCCGGAUCGUCUGACAUUGACGCUUUGGCCUCUUCUCCGCCGCCAGAAAAGCAUAACAUGGACGCAAAGUCGCAGCCUCGGCUGAAGAUCAAGCUCAAGCUACCGGCGUCUGGCAGCGUACAGACGGCUCUUUCGACAUCGGAAGAGACUGGCGGUACAUCUUCACGCCGGGAGGCAUCUCGAGAUUCCGAUAUCGAGUCGGAAGAGGAAGAUGAGGUUGAGUCGGAGGAUGAGGAGGAAGAGGAGGACGAGGAAGACGACGAUCAGUCCACUCGUUCCGCGUCUGUCGCAACCUCAGGCACAGCGAGCAGAACGCUUACUGCACGUCAAGCGGUGCUCGCAAAUGUAGUCGAUUCGUCCCAUGUUUCCCUCGGCGAACGACAUCAUCCUCGUAGAAGGAAGCAGUUGACGGAAAUGGAAAUUGCUCUCAAGCGUGAGGAGACCGCACGUAAGCGAAAGAAUUUGUCAGAGAAGAAACUCGAAGAUGAGAAGAUGGAAACAAUCAAUCGGCUUUUGAAGAAGCAAUCUCGCGGAAAGGGGAGACGCAAUGCCCUAUCAACUGCAGAAGACAAGCCGACACCGCUUGCCUCUACUGCUAACCUCGCAGAUGUGGACGCCGAAGAUGGGGACGUGGCUGCUUCUGAACCCGUCGCACCCACAAUGUACAGGUGGAUAUCCACCUCCCGCGCAAGCGGCGCAGACGCGAAGAGCAGCUCGGAUAAGAAGAUGUUGCUUUCCUUCUCUAUACCAGCGGUACUCCUACCAUCAGAAGAAGCAAGAACCGCAAAGAUGGACGUCGACGAGGAACCCCGAGCUGCGCAAAUGCCUGAAUGCGACGUGCAGGGGUGCACGGAGCGGCGAAAAUACCGCCUAGUCAAGGACUGGAGUAGAGGUGCAUGUGGCAUGAGUCAUCUCAAGCUACUCGAGGCGCAGCUCAGUUGAAGUAUCUCGCUCUCACUCAGACGUACUCUAUCUUCAUCGAUCUUCCGUCCUCGGUGAGAAUGGAGAGCUAUUUGCUGUAUCCUGUACUGAUGUCGGGAGUCCAUAAAUUUGGUCUACUUAGUAUACGAUAUGUAUUGAGCUACUCUAAUGAAAUCCAGCAGGCACCAAUGCCUGUGGUGACGACGAGAAGAUUGCUCGUG